This is a messenger RNA of Doryrhamphus excisus (bluestripe pipefish), 2567 nucleotides long. It is a transcript of the gene l2hgdh, whose product is annotated as L-2-hydroxyglutarate dehydrogenase. NCBI's taxonomy places the organism in Eukaryota, Metazoa, Chordata, Actinopteri, Syngnathiformes, Syngnathidae. Gene Ontology annotation, molecular function: (S)-2-hydroxyglutarate dehydrogenase activity. The record is from RefSeq and is a predicted model, not a curated record.
CCGUUAGCAAUGACAGAACGACGACGUCGACGACGAGGAGGAGGAGGAGUAAGAGGAGGAAACUCAACUCAGAAGGCGGAACACUGCUGCAAAAACAUAUUUUGUAUGUUUUUUUCUUUCCACAAUGAUAACUCUGCUCUGAAGAGCCCUGGUAGCUAUCGCCAUGUUUCGGAUACUGGCCAGCGCCUCUUUUAAGGCUGCUAGCUGCCAGCCCAAAGUGCUACAUGACGUCGCUAGCAUACAUUUCCACAGCGCUUCGUACGACGUGGCCGUGGUGGGCGCCGGCAUCGUGGGAUUGGCCACGGCCAGAGAGCUCAUCCUGCGACAUCCUACGCUCAGCUUCAUCCUGCUGGAGAAGGAGAAAGACCUUGCCGCCCACCAGAGCGGCCACAACAGCGGCGUCAUCCACAGCGGCAUCUACUACACCCCGGGCUCGCUCAAGGCUCGCCUGUGCGUGCGAGGAGCGACGCUGGCCUACGAGUACUGCGACAAGAAGGGACUGCCUUACAAGAAAUGUGGCAAGCUUAUCGUGGCCGUGGAGCAGGAGGAAAUCCCUCGCCUCCAAGCGUUAUAUGAGCGUGGGCAGAAAAACAACGUGCGUGACCUCAGCAUCGUGGACGCCAAAGGGAUUCGAGAGCGAGAGCCGUACUGCAAGGGCAUCAUGGCGUUGGACUCGCCCCACACGGGCAUCGUGGACUGGAGGCAGGUGGCGCUGCAGUACGGCAAAGACUUUGAGGAGGCAGGAGGCAAAGUGCUGACUGAGUAUGAAGUCAACGACAUCUCCAUGGUGAAGGAGAGCCCAGCAGGGGGCGCAGCUGAAGGACUAAAAUAUCCCAUCGGGAUCAAAGACAAAAAGGGCAACCAGGUGCGAUGCCGCUACGUCCUGACCUGCGGGGGUCUCUACUCGGACCGCCUGUCGCAGAUAUCCGGGUGCAGCCGGGAGCCCCGGAUUGUCCCCUUCAGAGGCGACUAUCUGGUCCUGAAACCUGAGAAACACUACCUGGUUAAAGGCAACAUCUACCCUGUGCCGGACCCCCGCUUCCCCUUCCUGGGCGUCCACUUCACGCCACGUAUGGACGGCAGCAUUUGGCUGGGCCCCAACGCCGUGCUGGCCUUCAAGCGGGAAGGCUACAAAGUCUACGACAUCAACGUGCGGGACCUGGCCGACGCGCUGUCCUUCAGAGGCCUUCAGAAACUGGUGCUGAGGAACAUCACGUACGGCGUUGGCGAGAUGUACCGAGGCAUCUUCAUCGGCGCACAGGUCAAAAUCCUCCAGAAGUAUAUUCCCGAACUAUCCCGCGGCGACGUUCUCAGGGGUCCCGCCGGCGUCCGCGCUCAGGCUCUGGACCGCGACGGUAACCUGGUGGACGACUUUGUGUUCGACGGCGGCGUGGGCGACGUGGGGAGCCGGGUGCUGCACGUGCGCAACGCUCCCUCGCCAGCCGCGACCUCCUCGCUCGCCAUCGCCGAGAUGAUCGCCGAUGAGGUGGAGAGCCGUUUCGCGCUCUGAGACUGCGAGGGCCCGGUCGCCAUGGAGACGGCGUGGCAGCAACGAGCCUUCAUUUGCUGAUUCGGGAGGACGUCGGAGGGAAUGAAGUCAAAGUUUCUCAGUAUUUUUCGGGAUUUCGUGGAUGCGCCACAAGGGCUGCCCGAGCGGAUGCCCGCUCGUCUCUAUCGUUUUUAAUUUUAAACGCAAGGUGACUCACUGGCAAAGUCAUAAAUCUACAGUAAAUCUCCCGGCCUUGUUUCCACAUAAGUGUUACGCAAGCGUGAAGUAGAGUCAUGAAGACGGGUGUCAUCUUUCAGUCACGUGACUCCAAACAUAUUCCGACUUUUUAAAGGAAAACUGCACUGUUUGCGGACUUUUGCCCAUCAUCCACAAUCCGCUAAUCAUACAUAAAACCACUAGACUGCACACUGUGAAUCCCAUGAUGUGCGUUGGUAGCCAUUUUUCAAAAGACAACCCCUUUGGUAGCGGCCAUUUUAGACGACUUUGACAAAACUAACCCACAGCGUAUUGUGUUGUAUGGCUACGUAAACAUGGCACCUAGCGAAACAAAGAUUAGACUCUUCUCGUUCAUCACGGUGAAAAAAAAGUCUUUCUACCUUUUUCCGUCCUUUGGUAAUCAGCAAUAGAACAUAGGUAAGUUUCAGGAAAAUAUCAGUUCCCGACUAAAAAAAAAAAAAAACGACUACAUACAUUUCAAGCAUAACACACACUUGACAUGUCAGAUAUCUAAACAACUAUAACAACAUAAACAACACACAAAAUGCUUGUUUUAUAUCCAAACUGUGUAUUAACAAAUAACGUUAGCUUGGGUUAAUAUGUACGUACCAUGUUUUUUCAGAAGGCUUUGUAGGCAGAAUGGGUGCGUCCCAUUACGUGCAUUCUUAGCCGCCUCUUUUGGACUGUUUUUAUAUCUUGAAGACGUGUGUUCAUGUCUCACAUAAGGACGGUGGAUGAUGGGCAAAAUUGCCCCCCGAAAGUGCAGUAUUCAUUCAACCAAUGUGACUGACAGGUGAAUGUUAGUGUUUUUAUACAAUAAAUACACUUUUUCAACUACAAG